AGUGGGUGGAUUUAACAAUGUUAAGUCAAACUAUAAGUUGUUAAUAAGUUUGAGUUUGGGGCAUUGAUGUCUUUAUAGUGGAAUUUCCUUCAGCCAUAAAUAUAUUAUCCAUUUCUAAAUGUCUUUUAGGAAGGUUUUACAAUUUUCUCAAUGUAGGUGUAAUUUUUGCUAGGUUAAUUCUUUGGUACUUUUAAUUUAUUCACUAUAAUUAAUGAUAUAUAAAAAAAUUUCUAGCCGGUUAUUAUUAGUGGUUUAGGAACAUUUUUGGAUUUUUUAAGUUAACCAAUAUUUGGAAACUGUGCUAAACUCUGUAUUUAAGUUUUUCUGUUGAUUUUGAUUGUUUUUCAUGAAGUUGAUUCUCUCUCUUACAACUAAUGACAGUUUUGCUUCUUUCUUUCCAAUCGACACCUCUUUUUAUAUUUGAUAUCUGCAAUAACAGUUAUCUUUUUCUUGUUUCUGAUUUAAAAGACCAUGUCUAAAAUUUCCUUACAGUUAAAUAUGACAUUUGCUGCAGUUUGAUCACUAAGCAUAAGGUUAGGAAAUAUUUUCUUAUUCCUAUCUCCUUUGUUUUUAUGAUAAAUAUGUUGUUGAACUUAAGAAAUAAUUUAUUGGUACUUGUUGAGAUAAUCAUGAAUUUUUCAUAGCAAUUUACUAAUAUGAUAAAUUACAUUGACAGUUUUCUAAUGUUAAGCCAUUUUGGAAAUUGUUCUGCUUUAUAUUUAUAAGUAAAAUAGGACUAUAAUUUUAUUUUCUUGGAUUAUCCUUUCCUGGCUUUAAAAUUAAAAUAACACUAGCCUCAAAGAAAGAUCUUAGUAAUUUUAUAAUUCUCCCUUUUGAACAUGAAUAAGAUAGAUCUAUUCCUCAACAAUCCUCUAGGUCUGUUAUUUAUUUAUUUAUUUUGCAAAGCAAGUCUUUGAUUUUGAUUUACUUGCUUACUAAGUUAUUGGCCUAUUUAAUUUUUAAAUUUUUAUGGCCAAUUUGCCACUUUCAGAAAUGUAUUCAUUUUGUGUAAGUUUUCAUAUGACUGUUCACAAUAUUGUUUUGUUAUUUUUGCUAUUUGUUGCAUCAGUAUUAGUUCUCCCUUUUCAUUCUAUAUUGUUACUCUGUAUUACAGAAAUAAUUUUCUGAGUAUUACAUGCCACCAGUUUGAUCAAUUAAUCUCUAAAAAAAAUUAUAUUUAUUCUAUUUGUGUUCGUUUUUAUUGAUUUCUGCCUUUAGUUUUAUUAUAUUUUUCCUUCUCAUUUUGUUGAGUUCCUUGUUUGCUUCUUUUGCUCAAUAUUGACAUCUGAUAUAGUUAAGGUGAUAUAUUAAUUCUGAAUGCUCCUUUAAAUCUGUCCAAUAAUUUUAAAUGUCAUUUUUUCCUUUUUCCCGCAGACCUUUUUUUAAAAAAAUUAUGUAAGCAAAUUUCUCCUUUUUCAAAGGGUUUUUAAUACAAUGUUUAUGCUUCAUUAUGGCUUGGAGUUUUUCCCCUUUUGUUCACUCUUCUGUGUCCCAAGUCUCUUUUAACCUAAAAAUGUUGUUUUUAAGCUACUUUUUUUUUGUUUUGAAAUAGGGUUUCACUGCAUCACCCAGGCUAGAGUGCAGUGUCUCCAUCAUGGCUCACUUCAGCCUCAGCCUCCUGAGCUUAAGCAAUCCUCCCAUCUCAGCCUCCUGAUUAGCUGGGACUACAGGCAUGUGCCACCAUGUUCAGGUAAUUUAUUUUUAUUUUUUGGUGGAGAUAGGGGUCUCACUAUGUUGCCCAGUAUGAUCUUGAACUCCUGGCCUCAAUCAUUAUGAAAUUGGUUGCUUAACUGUAUAAUUUGAAUCUGGAUUUAAAAAUAAUAAAUGUAAAAUUUUGUUUUUAAAAAAUUAGAAAAUAAGAUUAUGAGAGGUGAGGAGAAUUAUGCUAAGGUAUACAUGUUGGGAAAUUUAAGAAAUUGACUUAAAAAAAUAAAUAUAUGUAUUGUCCUUAGUAAGUUAGGAGAAAACAGCAGAAUAAUAAAAUAUAGCUCUUAAUGUAGCAAGAUAAUAUUUAGCCUAAUGAAAGAUAAGACAGAAGAAAAUAUACUAAAAUGAAAUAUAAAAAAAUUAAAAGUCCUAUUAUAUCAGUAAUUACAACAUACAAAUAGGUUAAGGCUGAGUGCAGUGGCUCACAACUGUAAUCCCAGUAGUUUGGGAGGCCAAGGUGGGAGAUUUUUUUUUCCAAGUGUGCAGUUAAUAUUCCUCUAAUAGGGGAAGGUUAAAAAUAAAGUGAUAGGAAAAUAUAUGGGAAAAAUAAAUGUAAUAGAAUGAUGUACAUAUGCUUAUGAAAAGACAUGUAUAGGAAUGUUUAUAGCACCACUAUGAAAAAUGCUUCCAAUUUGAAAAACAAAGAAAUGUUAAUUAAUAGAAGAAUAGAUAAAUAAAUUGUAAUAUACAGUAUUUAUAGAAUAGGAUACUAUACAUCAGUGAGAAUGAAAAGCCACACUACAGGCAAUAACAUGAAUGGAUUUUUAAAAUCUACUGUUGAGUAAAAAACCCAGAAACAAGUGAAGACAUAUGCUACGAUGCCAUUCAUAUAAAAUUAAAAAUCAGGUGAGCCUAGUCUAUAGUGUUAGAAGUAGGAGAAUAGGGGCCGGGCGCGGUGGCUCACGCCUGUAAUCCCACCACUUUGGGAGGCUGAGACGGGCAGAUUAUGAAGUCAGGAGAUCGAGACCAUCCUGGCUAACACGGUGAAACCCCGUCUCUACUAAAAAUACAAAAAAAUUAGCCGGGCGUGGUGGCGGGCGCCUGUAGUCCCAGCUACUUGGAAGGCUGAGGCAGGAGAAUGGCGUGAACCCGGGAGGCGGAGCUUGUAGUGAGCCGAGAUCGCGCCACUGCAGUCCAGCCUGGGAGACAGCGAGACUCCGUCUCAAGAAGAAGAAGGAGAAGAAGGAGAAGGAGAAGGGAAAAAAGAAUCCUCAUCAUUAAUGCAAGUGGAGGGAAACUCUUCACCAAAGAAUUGAUCACAUCACGAAAGGUGAUCAGGAUGCCCUUCUGUCAUCUGUCUACCUACAGCCUGGUUUGGGUCAUGGCAGCAGUGGUGCUGUGCACAGCACAAGUGCAAGUGGUGACCCAGGAUGAAAGAGAGCAGCUGUACACACCUGCUUCCUUAAAAUGCUCUCUGCAAAAUGCACAGGAAGCCCUCAUUGUAACAUGGCAGAAAAAGAAAGCUGUAAGCCCAGAAAACAUGGUCACCUUCAGCGAGAACCAUGGGGUGGUGAUCCAGCCUGCCUAUAAAGACAAGAUAAACAUUACCCAGCUGGGACUCCAAAACUCAACCAUCACCUUCUGGAAUAUCACCCUGGAGGAUGAAGGGUGUUACAUGUGUCUCUUCAAUACCUUUGGUUUUGGGAAGAUCUCAGGAACAGCCUGCCUCACCGUCUAUGUACAGCCCAUAGUAUCCCUUCAUUACAAAUUCUCUGAAGACCACCUAAAUAUCACUUGCUCUGCCACUGCCCGCCCAGCCCCCAUGGUCUUCUGGAAGGUCCCUCGGUCAGGGAUUGAAAAUAGUACAGUGACUCUGUCUCACCCAAAUGGGACCACGUCUGUUACCAGCAUCCUCCAUAUCAAAGACCCUAAGAAUCAGGUGGGGAAGGAGGUGAUCUGCCAGGUGCUGCACCUGGGGACUGUGACCGACUUUAAGCAAACCGUCAACAAAGGCUAUUGGUUUUCAGUUCCACUAUUGUUAAGCAUUGUUUCCCUGGUAAUUCUUCUCGUCCUAAUCUCAAUCUUACUGUACUGGAAACGUCACCGGAAUCAGGACCGAGAGCCCUAAAUGAGUCACACAGCACCCUGAAAGUGAUUCCCUGGUCUACUUGAAUUUGACACAAGAGAAAAGCAGGAGGAAAAGGGGCCAUUCCAUUCUCCAAAGGACCUGAAAGAGCAAAAGGGUGGGAGCGAAAGCCUUAAGGAUCCCACGAUUUUUUACUGCCAUCUGAGCUAUUCAGUGUUUGAAUCCCAAGAGGAAGUCAUUUUACCUCUCAGGUCUGUUGUAGGACUUGAUUUUGUAAAGCAAUGCCAUGUUAUGUGGUUGAAAGGGCACUGGACUUAGUAUCAGGAGCACUGAGCUCACAGACUGACUUGGGCUCCUACUGGUGGGGACCUCUGUUAGUCACUUUACCUCAUCCAAAGUAUAAAGGAAUUGGACCAAAUAAUUUACCACAUAGCUCUAAAACUUAAUUUAAAGUGUAAUUCCAGAAAAAAAAAAGGGAAUAAGCAAAGGGGGAAGAAUUGAAAGAGAGAGAGAAGAAAGAAUACAGAGAGCUUACCUUUUGCCUUUCUGUUGAUGUUACAUCUCUUCUUCCCGUGUUCUUAGGUCUAUGAGUCUGUUUCCCCAUCAUUUGGUAUCUAGUCCAGUUCCUGCUUACUGCUUUGCUAAUAGCUGGCCUUGCUAGAAUCCUUGGUUUCACUGCUGUUCUUCAUGUGCUUCUAUGAGAUUUACUCCAACAAAAAUAGGACUGAAUUUAUUGUGAAGUAACAUUGGCAAUCUUAACUUAUUCAUUUAACUUAUUUAUUUUUAUAGCUAGAUAAAUAUUGUUAGUCUUAGACAAUAGCUCACAUUUUUUGAGAAGCAUGCUUUCCCUGUCCAUUUGUCUUAUAACAUGACCCAGCCCUAUUUUACAUCAUUCUAAAUUCAGCCUCAUAUAAUGAAAAUACAUUAUGAAAACAGAUGUUUAGGAGAUUUCCUGUAUAGCAGUCAGCCAAUUCAUAUGCUUUGUCUCUGCUGGCUUCUUUUUCCAUGCAUUAACUUUUCACAAUAGCAGAGGAGGCAAAUAUGAGCAUACAAUCCCUUUGUUCUAAAGAUAUUGUUCCAGCUAUGGAAUGAUGUUGAAUCUUUAAUAACCAUAAUCAGUUGCUUUUUCAGUAUCUUCUGCUUUGUCUGUGUCUAUCCAGUGGCCUAGGAAUUAAAGUGUAAGUUGUUUUCGCUGUUAAAUUGGAUAUUUAUAUAUAUAUAGCAAGAUUUUCAUGUGUUAUUUAAUUCUGUAUUGUUUCUUAUAUUUGUAGUAAAAUAUUGAACAAUUAAAAGUGUUGACUCCAAA
Molecule: messenger RNA, 5039 nt
Organism: Pongo pygmaeus (Bornean orangutan)
Lineage: Eukaryota; Metazoa; Chordata; Mammalia; Primates; Hominidae
Gene: CD200
Product: CD200 molecule
Exons: 6
Coding region: 2987-3775 (262 amino acids)
Biological process (GO): negative regulation of macrophage activation; regulation of immune response; heterotypic cell-cell adhesion
Cellular component (GO): neuronal cell body; cell surface; axon
Molecular function (GO): cell-cell adhesion mediator activity
Source: RefSeq, a predicted model, not a curated record